GCCAGCUGAUUGAAGCGAUAAAGUUUGGCUUGUUCUUCCGACCUUGCCAUCCCGUUAAAAGUACAGAGAACGCCAACCGAAUUUCCUCGCUAUUUUAAUAUGUAAGUUCUCACGUUGUUAAUUUGGGUUUUUAAUAGGGUUUAUGAGCGCCAACUUGCUUGCAAACGCAUGCUAACAUGGCCGAGCACGACGCCACCUCGUCUCGUUGAAGCCAAGAGAAAUAUUUUUUUUUACUCCGUCCGCUCUUUUUGCUUGUUCGAUAUGUCACUUAUAUGAACGUUUACCCGGUAAUGUCAUGAUUUUACGCCAGUCGUCCCACUGACUUCGGCCAAUGGAGGAGCAGCAGCAGCUCCUCGAGUCGGCUAAAAACGGGAGUCUCUCUCAUGUCCAGAGGCUCCUUCAGUCCAGGAUUAAACAAAACUCUUCACUGAACAUCAACUGUCGCUCAACUUCCAAAGGCACCGCGGGAUGGACACCUCUUCACAUGGCUUGUUACCAUGGGAACACGGAUGUUGUGGAGGAGCUGCUAAAGGAAGGUGCUAAUGUGAAUGUGCAAGAUAACAUGGGUGAUACACCACUACACAAAGCAUCCUGCACAGGAAGGAAGGAGAUCGUUCUGUUGCUGCUGCGUUAUGAUGCCUUUGCGAGCGUAAUCAAUGGAACUGGACAGAUCCCAAAGGAUGUCACAGAUGAUGAUGAAAUAAUUACCAUGCUGGAGGCUGCGGAGAGAAGAGAGGCGAGGAGACGGGAGGAGAGACUUCUGGAAGCUGCCAGAGAGGGAGACAUCUCCUCUCUGUCCAAGCUGCUCAGUGGAAAGGAGGCUGCGGAUGUUCACUGCAAGGAUUCGGUGGGGAACACGCCCUUGCACUGUGCUGCCUAUAGAGGGCACAAGCAGUGCAUAAUAAAACUGCUCAAAUGUGGCGCCUGCCCGACUAUCAGAAAUAACAAAGAACAGACACCGUUGGACCUGGUACGCAAUGAUGAACUCAAGCAGAUCCUAACUGCCCAUCAACACAAGGAUGCAAGCAGCCGACUGAAGAAGAUUGAAGGCCCUCUCUGGAAGAAUUCACGGUUUCUUGGGUGGCGUCUCAACUGGGUGGUAAUUGAGGAUGGAACAGUCUCCUGGUACCACAGACAGGCUGAAUCAGUUGCCGGAGUAAGAAAACAGGGCUGUAAAUCUUUAGCACAAGCUUACUGCAUGGUCAAACCGUGGGAUCAUUGUUUCUUCAUGCUCAGGUGUGCUGAUGAUUCUGCACUCUGUUUCAAGGUGCCCUCAAAGAUGGACUCGGUUGCAACAAGAAAAAUGUGGUUGGAUGCUUUUGAGGCACAUUCGUCUUACAGCACUCACCACUGCACCCAGCAAGAAUUCCUAGAAGAUGCGGACCCUGAGGGGGGCGACAUUGCAACCAGCGACAUAACGCAAGCUCUGCAAGCCGCCAAUACAUGCCAGCAGAAACUGGAGAAUGAGGUGUCCAUUUUCCUAUCUAUGGUGAAGAAUGAGAACUGUGGCCUGGCUGCACCCCUUCUACUCAAAGCUAAAGAGACCAGCGAGCUCUCCAGUGAAACAAGUGCUGCUCUCCAGCUCUGCCUUCAGCUGUUGUCCAGUCAAGAGGAGGUUUGGUCCCUGAAGUUGGAGCAGGAAGUGGAGAAGAACAAGGCUCUAACAGAGGCGCUGCAGACCAUAGCGACUGAGCACCACAAGCUCAAACAGUCUUUGUGCAGAAGCAGGAGGUCGUCCACUCUCAGCACACUCACGGAAGAUGAAUUCUAUGAUGCUUUAUCAGAGUCGGAGUCCGAGUUGUCUGUGAGCGGCUUCUUGUCAGUGGCCAGCAACUCUUGGGAAGAGGACGAGGUGAGCGACGCCCCCCUUCUCAGCAGCCUCUGCCAUCCCAGCACGCUCAGGGGGGCUGCCGGAAUGUCAGGGGAGGGUAACCAAGGCAACCAGAACAAUGCCGCCAAGAAGCACAGAACAUCUCUGCCGGCGCCAAUGUUCCCCCGAAAUGACGUCAGCAUCUGGAGCAUCUUGAAAAAGUGCAUUGGCAUGGAGCUGUCCAAGAUUGCCAUGCCAGUGAUAUUUAACGAGCCUCUGAGUUUCCUCCAGCGAAUAACUGAGUACAUGGCGCACACCUACCUCAUCCACCAAGCCAAUGCCACCACAGACUCUGUGGAAAGGAUGAAGUGUGUUGCAGCAUUUGCCGUGUCCGCCGUAGCGUCACAGUGGGAAAGGACUGGGAAACCCUUCAACCCUCUACUGGGUGAGACGUACGAGCUCAUCAGAGACGAUUUGGGCUUCAAGUGGGUGUCGGAGCAAGUGAGCCACCACCCUCCAGUCAGUGCCUUCCAUGCCGAGGGCCUCAAGGAGGAUUUCGUCUUCCACGGCUCCAUCUACCCUAAACUCAAGUUUUGGGGUAAGAGCAUAGAAGCGGAGCCCAAAGGAAUCAUCACACUGGAGCUUCCCAAAUACAAUGAAGCCUACACCUGGACUAACCCCACCUGCUGCGUACACAACAUCAUUGUGGGCCAGCUUUGGAUCGAGCAGUACGGCAGCAUGGAGGUUGUCAAUCACAAGACUGGAGAGCGAUGCAGCAUAACCUUCAAACCCUGUGGUCUCUUUGGCAAAGAGCUCCACAAAGUGGAGGGAUACAUUGUAGAUAAAAGCAAGAAGAAGCAGUGCGCCAUCUACGGCAAGUGGACUGAGUGCUUAUACACAGUUGACCCCGCCACAUUCGACGGCCACAAAAAGUCAGGCAAAAAAACUUUGGAGGAGAAAAAGGCAUUCAAACAGAGUAGCAUGGAUGAAGAAGCUGAGGAAAUGCCUCCACCUGAGGCCGAGACGGUCCAGGUCAUUCCGGGAAGUGAGCUCAUCUGGAAGAUCACGCCUCGGCCUGAUAACUCGGCCAAGGUCAGAGUUUGGAAUGAUCUAUUGUCUCUCUCCUCACCCCACUACUGUACUCUCUCUCCUUUGCAGUUUUAUGCCUUCUCCACGUUUGCCAUGCAGCUGAACGAGCUGGACAAGAGGGUGGAUGGCGUGCUGCCGUCCACGGAUAGUCGCCUCAGACCUGACAUACGUGCUAUGGAGAAUGGCGAUAUCGAUGUAGCCAGUUCGGAGAAGAAGCGACUGGAGGAAAAACAGAGAAUGGCCCGCAAGCAUCGUAGCAAGUCCACAGAUGAAUGGAAAACGAGGUGGUUUCAGCAAGGACCCAACCCACACACCAAAGCUCAAGACUGGCUCUGCUUGAAAGGCUACUGGGACAGGAAGUAUAGCCAGCUGCCUGACAUCUACUAGAACGAUGGAUACACAGCUAAGACCCAUUUCUACUCACUUUUGGAAAUGUUUUAGAUGUUUGGUGAAUGCAUAGUUUUACUGUGUGUAGUUAAAAGAUUUAGUAUUGUAAUAAAAGUAGUAAGAUAAUGAAAUUGGCUGGAUCAAAAUAUUUUUCAUAUGUGUAUAGAGUAGAGUGGAGCACAUACAGGACUGUGACUCGAUGUAGCAUAUAUUUUUUACAACAAGUUCAAUAUGAUUGUAUAUUCCUAGCAAUAGAUGCAUUCAUUUGGGAUGCAUGCAUGUCAAUAACUAUGCAAGUCUCACCACCACCUCCAACACCCUCUUCAUGCGAGUAGCUGGUAGACUCUCUUCCACCCCCACAUUAUAAUUAUUUUAGGAUCUAGACUUUACAAUUCUAAAGUUGUUAAAUUAGAAUUGGUUUUGCUUGCUUGGAUUAAAAACUGCAUGAUGGAUCAUCUUUAUCUUCAGUGGCUUCUUUAACAACAAGAUUUUAGCAGCACAGAAUUUCAAACUGAUUUAUUUCACCGGUGUCUAAUAAAACCAAAUUCAAUAUUUUCAACAUAGAACAUAAAGAGGAAUUAGUUUACAUCAAAAACGUACCCCUGUGCCUGUGUGAACCAUCAAAGGUUGGCACAUAUACAGUACAUAAGAAAUACGUGCAAAACAUUUUGGGGGGGGAGUCACGUUUAAAAAUGUGCAGUGUAAUACUCCUACCUGCAGAUUAGCAAAGGCAACCACAGAGAUGUGCUCCCUUUUGGCUCAGAAAACCAACAGACUUUAAAAUGUAACAUUUUGGGGGGGUCUAUCUACCCCCAUUAUUGCUGAUUGUGUCUGGGCUGAGCUGCAGCUCUCAUGGAGGCAAGAGCGGAGUGGAUGCGAACAUGAAGCCUGUUCUCAAAGUCAUAGCCUGCAUAGUCCUCCUGCAAAAGAAAACAGUUCUAAACUAGCACUAGCAUGUGUGUUAGCCUUCUUGCGUUCAACAACUAUACUCUGAUACCUUUGCCUGAAGCAUCAAUGUAUGGCCUUUAGCUGCAGACUGGAAAAACAAGUCAAAAUAUCACCCUUAGAACAUACUCGAUCAUGUGUCUGACAUCUCACAGGAAUUACCGGUAGAUGUUUACUACCUCAGGAUCGGCGAGGAGCACACAGGCCAGCUCGUAGCAGGAGUACGGCUGCACGUACGAGUUGCUCAGCAGGCCCACCUCAUCGCGUGAAGCCACAUGGAAAUACUGAAAGAACAGUGUACAAUCAGUUAGAGAUACUCUCAUUUAGCUCCUAUCAUCAUUAUUGGCUAUCUAGGAAACAUGGCAUUACCUGAAUGGCAUCUUGAGUGUUAUGGAGGCAUUUGCUCACGGCACCCAGAAGCAGGUUUUUCAGCCCCGCACAUGAGGCGUCAUCAAUAGCCCGAAGGACUAAAAACAAAAGGCUCUUACUUUUACUUGUUAUUCAUGAAAACAAUUAAAAAUAUAACUAGGGGGAGUCUAUAAGAGUAUGGGGGUACAAAAGAAUAGCACCAAAGAGGAAGGGCUAACAAAGAAUAGAUGGAUACCAAAGAGUAAAUGGCAAGGAAACUAUGAGAUCAUAUCGUAGUGGAGUACUAAAUAAUUAAAGAAUAGUGGGCUAUCAAAGAUAACACAAUGACAUAAAACAGUGUAACCAUACCAAGUAGAAUGCACCAUAGACUAGCAGGCUACCAAACCAGUGUUGCCAGCUUAGUGAUUUUUUUUUUUUUGGUGCUAAAUCUGGCACCAUUCCAAACACUUUUGUCAUAUUUUCUCUAAAGUGACUCAUGACUUUUCCUGGCGUUGUGGGAGAGUUUUUAAAAGUGAACACUGUACCUUUACUUUUGCUGAACACUCCCUGCACCUGCCUAUAAUUGCACUGACCUUUAUGUCUCGUGUAAAAAGCCACCUCAUCAAACUUGCUUAGAACGUUUACGCCCAUUUUUGCUUAGUUCUCAUUUUAACCGCAUAUGUCUUAUAUUCUGCAGUUUUAUGGCACUGAUUGCAUUGCUUGCUCCACUGUAAAUAUAAUGUAUUGUGCUU
Doryrhamphus excisus (bluestripe pipefish) is the source of this 5331-nucleotide messenger RNA. The record is from RefSeq and is a predicted model, not a curated record. Lineage: Eukaryota; Metazoa; Chordata; Actinopteri; Syngnathiformes; Syngnathidae.